Alternaria incomplexa is the source of this 963-nucleotide messenger RNA. RefSeq lists its product as uncharacterized. The transcript has a single exon. The coding region runs from base 1 to 963 and encodes 320 amino acids. NCBI's taxonomy places the organism in Eukaryota, Fungi, Ascomycota, Dothideomycetes, Pleosporales, Pleosporaceae. The record is from RefSeq and is a predicted model, not a curated record.
AUGUUUCCCAGUGUGAAGGAUAGAGCACGGCAGCUUUUUGGAGAGGCUGCGGUUCCUGAUGCUGCUCCUCCGCCUCCGGUCGCGACGGGAAGGAGAGGCGCGCCACUCAAGGCGUCUGCUGCGACUAAGGCGGCCCCAGAACCAAAGACGCCUGCGAAAACUUCGAGGUCAAAGAAAGAUGCGCCAGUGGUCGAGGAAACACCAAAAGCCAUAGGCGCAUGGCCAAGUCCUUUCGAUUCGUUCAAAGCGAGAACAUCGCCACCAGAGAAGCCCACACCGUCAACGCCGUCGAAGUCGAAGUCCUCCAAGACAACUACCGCAUCGAAACCAUCCGCGCCGUCAAAAACCAGCACACCUUCCGCGUCAAAGCCAGAGAAGUCUUCAAAGAACGAAAAGUCAGAAAAAUCGAAAUCUGAAAAGGCCGAGAAGUCGUCUAAAUCGGAGAAGUCAAGUUCGCGACCGAAGACACCACCGACACCCAAAGCCGCCGCGCCACCAAAGAAAGCUCCAGAACCCAAGCCCUCCACCCCGUCACGCAAGAAGACCGAGUCGAAACCCGCGCCCAAACCUAAAGAAGCCUCGCGCCCUAAGCUUGAUGCUCGCACCUCCUCGUCGCGACCAAAGAUGGAGCGAACGUCCUCUUCCUCUUCCCUCGAAGACGACGAAUACAGCGAUCUACGCGCCGCCUGUCUCCGCGAAGCAUCCAACGUGACGGGUCUCAAAGGCAAGAACCUAGCGAUCUCGCUGCGUCAGCGCUCUUCUGGCGGCUGGUACGCAGCGCUGAAAGAUGUUGGUGCGGAUAAAUACUUGAAGAUGUGGAUGAAUCGCGAUAAGACUUUCAAGACGCAAGAUGAGGCGCUAGAGGCAUAUUUGGUGUUUGUUAAGAAAAUGAACACCGACAUGAAGCUCUUUGGACCCAUGAGCCCCAAACUUGGAUCUGGGAAGAGCAAGGGCUUCUUCUAG